Molecule: messenger RNA, 2703 nt
Organism: Nelumbo nucifera (sacred lotus)
Lineage: Eukaryota; Viridiplantae; Streptophyta; Magnoliopsida; Proteales; Nelumbonaceae
Source: RefSeq, a predicted model, not a curated record
AUGGCUGCCAACAACGACAGGAACGGUGAAAUCUCGAGUAGGUCUGUUGGACCGUCUUCUCCUUUCUAUUUGCAUCCAUCAAAUAAUCCUGGAGUUAUUAUCAGUUCGAUGGUCUUGAGAGGAGAUAACUACGAUGAAUGGGCAAAGGCUCAUGCUGCUCAGUCAUCAGCAGGGCAUGAGGUGGCUUCUAAUGCAGUUGUGACUGACGGAGACCGGACCGGACUAAGCGGGCUUAAUGACGAGCAAUGGCAGGCUCUUGCAAGCAUGCUUAAUGCUUACAAAACCAGGACUAAUGAAAUACUCUCUAGUAAGAAUUACUCCAUUGAAUGGAUUAUUGACUCUGGGGCGUCACAUCACAUGACAGGGAAUUUAAAUGUGCUUGUCAACACCUAUGAUGUUGCACCUUGUCCUAUUAGGUUACCCAACGGUGCGCACACCGAGGCCGUGAAAGAAGGCAUUGUUGAACUUGGAAAGAAUUUUAAAUUGCUGCACAUAUUAUAUAUCCCAAAACUCAAUUGUAAUUUAUUGUCAGUAGGUUGGUUACUUCGUGACAUAGAUUGUAUUGUGACGUUUACUAAUAAGUUGUGUGUAAUACAAGACCACAUCUCGAGGACUUUGAUUGGUGAGGGUGAACAGCUUGAUGGGGUCUAUGUCUUCAAGGGUGUGGCACCGAUUCGUGCUUACAAGACAGAUGGAAUUGGGUCAUGCGAUUUGUGGCAUCGGAGAUUGGGACAACCUUCUUAUCAAACGGUUAGCUUACUUCUUAAUAUCAGUAAUAGUAAGAACAAAAUGUGUGAUGUUUGUUUGAAGGCAAAGCAAACUAGAGAUGUUUUUAUUCAAAGCAGCAAUAAAGUGACUGAUUGUUUUGCAUUGAUUCAUUGUGACUUAUGGGGUGCUUAUAGAGUACCUGCAUCUUGUGGUGCUGCAUAUUUUUUUACAAUUGUUGAAGAUUAUUCUCGAGUGGUUUGGAUUUAUUUGCUAGCUGAAAAAAUUGAAGUUGGUCGAACACUCAAAAAUUUAUGCACAAUGAUUGAACGACAAUUUAAUAAGAAGGUUAAGGUGGUGAGAAGUGAUAAUGGAACAAAGUUUAAAUCCUUGAAAUCAUAUUUUGACAAGCAAGGAAUUUUGUUUCAAACUUCCUGUGUUGGAACACCAAAACAAAAUGAUCAGUUUUUGGUUGCUUAUGUUUCUCGCAUAUUCGGGACCGUGACAAAUUUGCCGCUAGGAGUAGGAAAUGUGUCUUUGUUGGGUACCCUUUUGGGAAAAAAGGGGUGGAAAUUAUACGAUUUUGAGUAUGGUGAUUACUUCAUCUCACGAGACAUGGUGUUUAGUGAGGCCGAAUUUCCCUUUGCCACUUUGGAACAUCAACCCUCAGUAACCAAUCCUCCCUCUGAGUCACCUCAUAUAGAAGUCAGGGGGAGCGACACGAUCGAUGAAGGACAUCAGAACACGGGUAACGAUGAGGAGGCAGGUCCUCCUGAUAAGACAAGGAGCCAUACAGAUUGUAGGAAUAAUGAAACUCCAGCAGCUCCUCAGCCCACCACGGAGUUAUUAGGCCACGGACAUCGAGAAAAGCGGACCCCCAACUAUUUACAGGACUUUGUCACACAUUCUGCUCAUUGUUUAGACCCCUCCGUUGUUUCUCCUGCAUCAUCUCAAUCCUCAGGUAUUCCUUAUCCCAUAACUCAUUAUGUGACGUAUGACAAUUUUUCUGUAAAACACAGGCAUUUCUUGGCAUCUAUUACUGCAGGCCGAGAACCUACUCGUUUCUUUGAGGCAAUGACUGAUGCUCGGUGGCGCGAGGCUAUGCGCCAAGAGAUACAGGCCUUGGAAGACAAUGGGACAUGGACCUUGGAAGACCUCCCACCUGGAAAAAAGGCAAUCGAAUGUAAAUGGGUCUAUAAAAUCAAGUACAACUCUGAUGGAUCUGUUGAAAAAUUUAAAGCACGGUUGGUAGUCUUGGGCAACACUCAAGUUGAAGGUCUUGAUUAUAACGAGACCUUUACCCCUGUGGAUAAAAUGGUCACAGUUCGAACUUUCUUAGCAGUUGCUGCGGCCCAACAUUGGGAAUUGCAUCAGAUGGAUGUCAACAAUGUUUUCCUGCACGGUGAUUUCCAUGAGGAGGUCUAUAUGAAACCUCCUUCAGGUUUUUCAACCUAUGGGACUGGAAAGUGUCCUCGUAUUGAUCAUUGGGAUGCGGCAUUAUGCGUGGUUCGUUAUCUGAAAGGACGUCCUGGUCAAGGAAUAUUUUUGCGCUCUGAUAGUGAUCUGCAAUUGUGUGCCUAUUGUGAUUCCGACUGGGACAUUCCCCCAUCUCCUAGAAGACUAAGAAACAACAUACUAUCUCCCGUUCCUCUGUCGAGGCUGAAUAACCGGUCAAUGGCUACUGCCAGUUGUGAGUUGAAGUGGCUAAAAGGUCUGCUAUUGUCUUUGGGUAUAUCUCAUCCUCAACCUAUACGCUUAUUUUGUGACAAUCAAGCUGCUCUGCACAUUGCCGCAAACCCUAUUUUCCAUGAGCGAACCAAGCAUAUUGAAGUUGAUUGUCAUUUCAUUCACAAUGAGCUCCAAGCUAGCACUAUUGCACCUGCCUAUGUACGUACCGGUGAACAACUUGCCGAUAUUUUCACCAAGGCUCUCGGACAAAAACAAUUUGAUUUUUUCCUUCCCAAGUUGGGCAUUUGCAAUCCUCAUGCACCACCUUGA